CCCAGGCCAGAGGAGCCCCACAGAGGGGGCGGGGAGGAGGCUGGUCCCUGCCGUAAAUGGAAGUGUCCCUUUAAUAGCUGCUGCCUGGCCCUGGCUCGCUGUGUCCAGUUCAGCUGUGGCAGCGGUUCUGGCUGUGUGCUGACUCACACCCAGCAGGAGCAGGGGCAGGAGCAGGAGCUGAGGGCAUGGGCUCUCCUGGGGCCGAGGCCUGCUGGGGGUUCCUGGAAUACAAAACUGAGAAGUAUGUGUUGACCAAGAACUGGAGGGUGGGUGCCCUGCAGAGGCUGCUGCAACUGGGGCUCCUGAUCUACGUGGUGGGGUGGGCACUCAUAGCCAAGAAAGGCUACGAGGAGCAGGACCUGGACCCCCAGGUUUCUGUCAUUACCAAACUCAAGGGGGUUUCUGUGAUCCAGCUGGAGGAUUUGGGGAACCGACUGUGGGAUGUGGCUGACUUUGUGAAGCCAUCACAGGGAGCGAAUGUGUUCUUCUUGGUGACCAAUUUCCUUGUGACACCACAUCAAGUCCAGGGCAGAUGCCCAGAGCACCCCUCUGUCCCUCUGGCUCACUGCUGGACUGAUGCGGAUUGUUCCGAAGGGGAGAUGGGCACUUACAGCCACGGCAUGAAAACUGGCCGGUGUGUGCAGUUCAACGGGACCUAUAGGACCUGUGAGAUCUGGGGCUGGUGCCCUGUGGAGAGUAGAAGGCCCGUGCCCAUGAGACCUUUGCUGGCCGAGGCCCAGAACUUCACACUUUUCAUCAAAAACACAGUCACCUUCAGCAGGUUCAACUUCUUCAAGUCCAAUGUCUUAAAGACCUGGGACAGCAACUAUUUCAAGCGCUGCCGCUACGACCCGCACCACAGUCCCUACUGUCCCAUCUUUGCAAUCCGGGACCUCGUGACCCAGGCCGGAGGGGAUUUUGAGGACCUGGCGCUGCAGGGUGGCGCUGUAAAUGUCUACAUCUCCUGGGACUGCCACCUGGACGCUUGGGACCCCGACUGCCAGCCCCAGUACUCCUUCCAACUGCUGGAGAGAAGCUACAACUUCAGGACAGCCACUCACUGGUGGGCAGCCUCUGGCGUGGAGGUCCGGAGCCUCUUCAAGCUCUAUGGGAUCCGCUUCACCAUUCUCGUCUCCGGGCAGGCAGGGAAGUUUGGGCUCAUCCCCACGACCAUCACGCUAGGCACGGGAUUGGCAUGGCUGGGCCUGAUCAAUGUCUUCUGUGACGUGGUGCUGUUGUAUGUGGACACAGAAGCCCCCGUCUACCGGGACGCCAAGUAUGAGGAGGCAAAGGCCCCAGAGAUGAACAUCUCCACCGAGCAGACGGACCUGGAGUCUGCACACCCAUCUCCAGAUGCCCAGGUGCCUUAGAGGGGGCCUCGCACUGGCCCCAUUGCUGCUGCUGCUGCUGGUAACUGCUGGUAG
Messenger RNA from Sorex araneus (European shrew), 1424 nucleotides. It is a transcript of the gene P2RX6, whose product is annotated as purinergic receptor P2X 6. Gene Ontology annotation, cellular component: nuclear inner membrane; plasma membrane. Gene Ontology annotation, molecular function: ATP binding; extracellularly ATP-gated monoatomic cation channel activity; purinergic nucleotide receptor activity. Gene Ontology annotation, biological process: monoatomic cation transmembrane transport; response to ATP. The record is from RefSeq and is a predicted model, not a curated record. NCBI's taxonomy places the organism in Eukaryota, Metazoa, Chordata, Mammalia, Eulipotyphla, Soricidae. The transcript has 12 exons. The coding region runs from base 186 to 1370 and encodes 394 amino acids.